Molecule: messenger RNA, 2298 nt
Organism: Talpa occidentalis (Iberian mole)
Lineage: Eukaryota; Metazoa; Chordata; Mammalia; Eulipotyphla; Talpidae
Exons: 5
Coding region: 245-2140 (631 amino acids)
Cellular component (GO): membrane
Source: RefSeq, a predicted model, not a curated record
UAGAACCUCUCCCCACCCCUAGCUGCUGGUGAGACAGAAGAAUCGAGGCCUUUCUGUGGACAGUUCAAGAGACCAAGAAACACAGAAGCAGAGGAAGAGAGAUCUAAAGGCCAAGGGGCAGCGCCUGGACCCCAGAGAGACCUAUGGACUUCUAAGUGGCCGUAGGCAUGCCUGGAGAGAGGGGCUGAGGCAGUUGGCUGGCUGCUGAGUGCAUCUGGGGACUGACCAUCCCCUGUAUCUCCAUAUGUCCCAGACACCCCAACCCAGCCAUGAGCAUGCCCAGCCUGGUUUCCUUCCAGCAGCUCCCAAGAACACUCAAGACCAGGUCCAAGACCCUUUGUCAGUUACCAACAGGACCCAAGAUCCUCCACCCAUUAACUACAGUAGCCAGGUGAAUUUCCAAGACCCUCCACCAGCCAACGAACACCAGAUCAGUGCCCAGGAUGCACCGCCCAGCUCCCGCAGUCACCGGGUCAGUUUCCAAGGCCCCCUACACACCAACAACCACAGGGUCAGUACCCAGGACACACAGCCCAGCUUCCACAGUCGCCGGGUUAGUUUCCAAGACCCCCUACACGCCAACAACCAUGGGGUCAGUACCCAGGACACACCGCCCGGCUCCCACAGUCACCGGGUCAGUUUCCAAGGCCCCCUACGCGGGAACGACCGCAGGGUCAGUACCCAAGACAUACUGCCCGGCUCUCACAGUCGCCGGGUCAGUUUCCAAUCCUCCCUCGCCACUAUCCACGGUCAUCAAUUCGGUACCCCAGGCCCUCCGCCAGCCACUGACCGCCGGCUCAGUGCGCAGGACACACAGCCCAGCACCCAGAGCCGUCGGGUCAGUUUCCAAACUUACCAGCCCAUUACCCACAGUCAUCGAGUCAGCAUCCCAGGCCCUCUGCUGGUCAACAGUCACCAGGUCAGCGCCGAGGACACAAGAUCUGUCACCCAGAGUCCUCGGGGCAGUAUCCAAGGGUCUGCGUCCAUUACCCAGAGCCCUUGGGUCAGCAUCCAAGGCCCCUCGCCAGCUAGCAGUUACCACAUCAGUAUCCAAAAUACUCCGCCAACUAAAGGUCGCAAAUUCAGCUCUGAGGACAUGCUGUCCCCUAUCCAAAGUUGUCAGGUCAGUUUCCAAGACAUAUCUUCAGUUAUCGACGGUCUCCAGUCCAGUUCCCAGAAGGUCUCGCCGAUUUUCCAAGCUCGCCUUCUCUCCCUCACCGACACAGAGUCAACUGCCCACAGCAGUGAAGUCAGCACCAAAGGCCAACAGCCGACACCUCGGGGCUCCCAUUCAAGCCUCCCACACACUGUAUCCCCGCUCCAGUCCACAGCCAGAGUCUCUGCCCUGUUAACUCUGAGGCCCAGUACCAAAAGCGACGAAACAUUGAUCAGCACUUCCCAGAAGGUUUCCAAAGCCUCUGUGGGCAUUUCCCAGCUUGACCAGAGUGAUCCAGACAGCACCCACAGCUUACCACCCGUCAUCAGCAGAGAGGGCGCUCCGUUCAGGUCUUGGUACGAGAGUAGACGCCAUUCUCAGCUGUCCAUAGGCUGGCGGUUGCUACACGAGGCCAAGAAGAUCAGCCACAAGAUCAGCCUGGCACUGGGCCUGGCUGGCAUAGUGGUCAUUGGCCUCAUCUGUCUGGGCCAGCCCUGGCUCCAUUUCCAGGUGCCACUGAGGCCUCCUGGCCACGCUGCUGGUCCCCUGACCUUCCACAUCACCACUAUGUUCUAUGUGCGGUGUCCCGACGUCUCCUGUAUGCAUGAAUUCGACAAAAAUGCUUACUUGCUGGACUUUGCCUGGGCCUUCUUCCUCAUUGCCAGCAUCUCCAGCUUAUGCCUCUGCAGCCUGCUCCUACACAUCAUGUUCUUCACCAGCUCCAACCUGCCCGUGCUGGACUUCUCCAACACCAUCUUCAGCUUCUUGGCAGGCUCAGCAGUUCCUGCAGGAGGGCAUGACCUACAAGCUGGGGAACAGCUUCUACCUCACAUGGAUUGGCAUCUUCUUCUUCCUGAUGACUGGUAUCCUUUCCUACUUGAACUACACAAACUUCUGGUCUGUCCUGGCACUCCCCGGACUCGUCUGGACUUGAGAACAACGCAGUCUCUGGCCUGCUCCCGCAGCUCUGUGCCCAGCGCCUGACAAGCCCCCACGGGCACCAAGAACAUGGUCCUUUUUUAGUCCCUCUGAAUCCCCCUAGCCCAGAUGAAUAAUCUGUAUUUGUAAAUAAUCUGCAUUUUUUUCUCCCAGAAUAUUCUUUUAGCUCAGGGCCUUGUAUAAGUGUUCAAUGAAACCGGCAU